AUGUACACCACCACCGCGCCACGCGUAGCAGUCCUAUACCAAGAACUCUCACCACCACUGAUCAACGGGGUGCGCAAGCCCAAAAAAACCGGAGGAUACAGCGACUCCAGCGCAGACAUCGCCCACGCACUAACCCACUGCAGCCCCAUCUCCGUCGUCACACCCGUGUCUCCUCCAGACCCUUGCAACGAUGCAGACUGGUGCUUUGGCGAUUCCGAAGCUGGAAUUACGCGUGCGCUGGAGAAGGGAGCGACGCAUCUCUGGGCUAACACUAUACUCUUCGCGGAUCAUCCGCUCCAGACGGCAGAUAGUCUGACAAGUGUGGCUGAGACGUUGAAGGUCUUUGGACAACCGCCGAAACUGGUGGAGCUGUGCGAUGACAAGGCAUUCGUCAACAACCUCCUUCGUGCUCGGAGUGGGUUUACGCUACCGGGUGCACAUGACGUCCAAGACGAAGAAGAUCUUGCGGCAGUGCUGCGGGAAGAUCUUCGCUAUCCUGUUGUCGCCAAGCCGGUUAGAGGACGAGGAAGCCACGGAGUGAGAGUUUGUCGCUCCGAAGAGGAACUGAGCGAACAUUGCCGCGAUUUACUGGGGAAGGACGCGUCCGUGAUCGUCGAAGACUUUCUUGCGGGUCAGGAAGUCACUGUUACUGUUAUGCCGCCUUCGCCUGCAUCGGGUCAGGAUGGGUAUUGGGCGAUGCCGGUUGUGGAACGGUUUAAUCACGCUGAAGGUCCUGGUCGGCCUGGCAGAGAGAACCAAGCUAGUCUGACGGCACUGGCUGCUGCUGGCUUGGGAUGGGACUAUCCAACUCUGCUGUUGAAGAUACUUGAGUCGAGCAGUUCGCUGCGUGAUCUGAGGAACGCCACGCCGUCGCAUGUCGAUCGCAAGUGA
This is a messenger RNA of Alternaria triticimaculans, 891 nucleotides long. RefSeq lists its product as uncharacterized. Gene Ontology annotation, molecular function: D-alanine-D-alanine ligase activity; metal ion binding; ATP binding. Bases 1 to 891 code for a protein of 296 amino acids. Lineage: Eukaryota; Fungi; Ascomycota; Dothideomycetes; Pleosporales; Pleosporaceae. The record is from RefSeq and is a predicted model, not a curated record. Gene Ontology annotation, biological process: peptidoglycan biosynthetic process. The transcript is spliced from 3 exons.